Pseudogymnoascus destructans is the source of this 1179-nucleotide messenger RNA. RefSeq lists its product as uncharacterized. The transcript is spliced from 2 exons. Bases 302 to 817 code for a protein of 171 amino acids. Lineage: Eukaryota; Fungi; Ascomycota; Leotiomycetes; Thelebolales; Thelebolaceae. The record is from RefSeq and is a predicted model, not a curated record.
CAUAUUCCCAACCAUGCAGAUCUGCCAUUUCUCAGUGAUUCACCGUGUAUCACAGCGGUAAACGGCAGGCCAAGAUGUAAGACUUCGCGGGACUGAGACGACCGGAUUUUGGGAGGGGAUGUCACACCUUACUGUACCGAGUAGACCCUGAACCCCUCUGUUUAGCCGUUCCUGCAUGGUCCCUCAAUAUCCGAACUGACCCCAUCUCUUCAAUUGAACGUCGACCGCUUCAUCUCAUCAUCGUCUUGCCAUCGCAAUCUUUACCACUACAACCCAUACAGCUCACCCGCUACCUUCCAACAUGCGCGCCUCCGCCGCCAUCGCCCUCGCCAUACUCAUCAGCGUCAGCUCCGCCGCAGGCGGCGUUCCCGACUGUGCCAAACCUUGCGUCGACCAGUUCACAUCCGGCUCCAGCAUCGCCGGCUGCAACAACCUCAACACGAACUGCAUCUGCAGCAACAAAGACUUCCUCAGCAACAUCGCCUGCUGCCUCGUCAACAAGUGCGACGAGGCCGGCCGCAACGGCGCCAUCGCCUAUGCGAAGGCCAUCUGCGGCACCGCCGACCCGCCAGUCCAGGUCCCGGAUCAGGUCGUCUGCAACUCCUCCUCCUCCUCCUCCUCCUCCUCCAGCAAGGGGAUGGCGGCCGCAACAACGGGCGGCUCUACGACUGGCGGAACUACGCAAGCUCCUACUACGGAGACUACCUCAACGUCGGCGGCCCAGACUUCGAGCAGCUCGGGCGCGGCGAUGGUGAACUUGGGCAGCAGAGGGAUGGGGUUGGCUGCUGGCUUUGCGGCGGCUUUGGUGCUCCUGUAAACAGUGCUUCUGUAAAUAUGGAGGGGUGGUAAUGCGGUGCACUCGGUCAAGUUCCUGUAGGACGCCGUGUGACAUUCUGAUGCGGGGUAUGAGCGAUUGUUAUGUUGGCGGCUGCGAUGUGAAAUUGUUUGUUUUUGUGGCCUACCACUUGGGGCAUUUAAUAAUAGUCCAUGUGUGGUUAAUAUUCAACUCAAUAGCUUAGGCCGUCUCUAGUAUUUAUUCGAAUAGCAUGUUUCAUCAUCUGCGCUCGAAGACUGAAAAACCUGCUUGCUUCCACUAAGACUUUAGUAAAUGAAGACAUGCAUCGAGGAAUCCCAUGGUCGAUGUUUCGAAACCACUAAGGCAGCAUAUGAUACUUUCCA